This is a messenger RNA of Myotis lucifugus (little brown bat), 1239 nucleotides long. Its product is annotated as tripartite motif-containing protein 60-like. NCBI's taxonomy places the organism in Eukaryota, Metazoa, Chordata, Mammalia, Chiroptera, Vespertilionidae. The record is from RefSeq and is a predicted model, not a curated record. Gene Ontology annotation, molecular function: protein binding. The transcript is spliced from 2 exons. The coding region runs from base 1 to 1239 and encodes 412 amino acids.
AUGGCCUUUGCAGCUUCCCUGGCCAAGCUCCAAGCAGAGGCCAGCUGUCCCAUCUGCCUGGAUUACCUGAGAGACCCAGUGACCAUUGCCUGUGGGCACAACUUUUGUCACUCCUGCAUCCACCAGCGCUGGGAAGGUCUACAGGGCACCUUUCCCUGUCCUGUCUGCCUCCACCACUGUCCUGAUAGGAGCUUGGAGAGGAACACCCAUUUAUGUCACAUGACUGAGAUUGUUAAGCAGAUCCCUACCUCAGGGAGCCAGAGGAAAUUGCAGGAAGAAAUACCCCUGUGUGGGAAGCACCAUGAGGUUCUCACCCUGUUCUGUGAGAAAAGCCUGGAGCUGUUGUGUCCCCAGUGCAAGGGCUCCUUAGACCCCCCGGAUCAGCCCCUGAUCCCCACUGAGGAAGCAGCAGCUAGUCAGAGAGGGAUGCUCAAAAGGCACAUUGGGGUCCUCACUAACAGCCUUGAAAGUGAUGAAACUGUAUAUAAAAAACAAGUUGCAAAUACUUGGGAAGUAAAGAGAAAGAUGGAAAAAUGGAGGGAGGAAUUGGACUAUGAAUGUAAAGAACUUAAGUUUUUAUUGGAAAGAGAGCGAGAUGAAAUUGAUAACGAUCUGCCUAUAGAAGAGAAUAAUGUUGAAGAAAAACUAAUUGAAAAUGGAAAGCAAAUUUCAUACCAUAUGUUCAGGCUAAACAAUCUGUUAAAUGAAAUAGAAGAGAAGUGUUUGCAGACAGACCUGGAUUUACUCACAGGCAUUGAAAGGAUCCACAACAGCUAUGGAAACAUAGAGACCCCAGCAGUGUUUUCAUGUGAAUUAAAGAGGAGUUGCUGUCUCCCCCCACAUUACUUGGGCCUGCAUAAAAUGAUCCACACGUUUCAGGCAGAUUUGACACUGGAUCCUGAAACUGCCCAUUCAAGUCUCAUUAUCUCAAGAGAUAGAAAAAGUGGGACCUAUAGGAGACCAGAUGGCCUUCCUAAUCCCCAGGCACGCACUUCUUACCCAGCUGUCCUGAGUUCUGAGGGAUUUGAUGCUGGCAGGCAUUUUUGGCAGGUAGAAAUAGGAGGUGCAGGGCAACAUAAGAUUGGCGUUUUUCUGGACUAUGAGUUGGGAGAGGUUUCAUUUUAUAAUUUGAAUAGCAGGUCAUUCUUGGAUGGAUUCCGUGAUACCUUUACAGAAAAACUUAUGCCUUAUUUCUCCAUUGGACCUUCUUCAGAAUCCCUUACAAUCAGAGUGAAGUGA